AUGUUCUUUCUUCUUUGCAGCAACAAUCUCACAGCGCAGCAAUACGAUACGAUACGAUACGAUACCAUGGAUCUUGCAGACAAGACGAAAGAUAAGAUCCCCGUGUCCGCCGCGGCCGGGAAGCGAACUACGCGCAAAAAGCCGAAGGACAAGCCCAAGAGGCCGCUAAGUGCCUACAACUAUUUCUUUAAGGAAGAACGUGAAAAGAUCCUCAAGAUUCUUUCCGCAGAGGAUCCUUACAAGGUAGAACAGGAUCCCACUUCACAUGACUUUUUGAGUGCGCAUCAAAUCACAAGCCUCAAAAAGGAGGGCAACAAGGUGUCCUUUGAACAAAUGGGGAAGAUUAUUGGGGCUCGAUGGAAGAACAUUGACCCAGAUCGUUUGGCCAAGUUCUCGGAAAUGGCGAGCGAGGAUACCGAGCGAUACAAGAAGCAAAUGCAGUCGUACAAUGGUCGACAAGAAGCCAAGAUGCGCAGCGAAGCACUCAAGCCUCAAGCAUACCACCAAGGACCUCCCCGAGGUGGCCGUCCCGAAGCGGGACAACCACCGGAUCCAAGGCAACAGCCAUAUCCUGACAUGGGCUCUUAUGCAGGAUAUGGAGGGUAUGGCAUGGAUGCCUACGGCUAUUAUGGAUAUGGUGGCUACGGCGCAUACAGUGGAUACCCUGCAGGAUCCAUGGGAGGGAGUCCGGAGCAAAUGGACCAGUACUCGAGACAGAUGUAUGCCGCCCAAGGAAGCAUGGGCCAAUAUUAUCCAGACUAUGGAGCGGAAGGAUACUAUCAAUCCGACCCAUAUCAAGGCUAUCCUCAAGGAGGAUGGGGUGGGUCAGUUUAG
Messenger RNA from Seminavis robusta, 834 nucleotides. The record is from the annotation of a GenBank genome assembly. Lineage: Eukaryota; Bacillariophyta; Bacillariophyceae; Naviculales; Naviculaceae.